AUGCAGGAGAAGUAUGAAGAGCAACAUACAGAAAGCUACCUGCACAUCUCUACACUUGAAAAUGACCUUUCACAAACGAGAGCAGUCAAAGACCAACUACAGAAAUAUGUCCGAGAACUGGAACAAGCUAAUGAUGACUUGGAAAGAGUAAAGAGAGCCACCAUCAUAUCUCUCGAGGACUUUGAACAGCGUUUGAAUCAAGCAAUUGAGAGAAAUGCAUUCCUUGAAAGUGAGCUAGAUGAGAAGGAAAAUAAUUUGGAAUGCAUCCAGAGGUUAAAAGAUGAAACCAGAGACUUGAAGCAAGAGCUAGCAGUGCAGCAGAAGCAAGAAAAGCUGAAAUCUUUUAAUGGGAGCUCAGUAAGUGAACACACUGACACAGCUAUUCAGGCAUCUAUAGCUGAACAGUCAACACCUCUGGGUCAGAGAGUAUCAUUCUCUGGACAAAACUCACCAGUACAAUUCAGAACAAGUUUGGAUGAUGGGUACAGUGGAACACCAUUGACACCAUCUGCAAGAAUCUCUGCACUUAACAUAGUAGGGGAUCUGCUUAGGAAAGUUGGGGCUUUGGAAUCUAAACUAGCAUCUUGCAGAAAUUUUAUGUAUGAACAGUCUCCCAGCAAACCAGCGGCUCCCUUGAUCACUCGCGUUCAUAAGCUUAGGGAAAGCAAUGAAAAUUGUCUCAGUGUGUCUCCAGGAGAAAAGAGGUAA
Messenger RNA from Staurois parvus, 708 nucleotides. The record is from the annotation of a GenBank genome assembly. Lineage: Eukaryota; Metazoa; Chordata; Amphibia; Anura; Ranidae.